Messenger RNA from Varanus komodoensis (Komodo dragon), 2146 nucleotides. It is a transcript of the gene BKGD, whose product is annotated as chromosome unknown C11orf54 homolog. The record is from RefSeq and is a predicted model, not a curated record. The coding region runs from base 618 to 1568 and encodes 316 amino acids. The transcript is spliced from 9 exons. Gene Ontology annotation, molecular function: hydrolase activity, acting on ester bonds; zinc ion binding. Lineage: Eukaryota; Metazoa; Chordata; Lepidosauria; Squamata; Varanidae. Gene Ontology annotation, cellular component: nucleus.
UUGUAGAUAAGUAGCUAUAAUUACGUGGCGAUGUUAUAAUCCAGUAUGUACUAAUUCAGAAGUAAAUUUCUUUGGGUGCAAUGGGACUUAAUGGGUUGUAGUGUGAGGUUAUAACCUAGACAGCCCUACUCUUUAGAGGGCAAACGUAUGCAUGCUAAAAUAGAGGAAAGGUCUACCAUUUCCAACAGUUUUAAUAUUAGAGUGCAGCCCUAGGCGUCUUUGCUAUUUAGGUUGCAACCCUGUGCAUGUUCAAAAAGGAAAAAAGUUCCAGAACUUACAGUGUUUCACAGCUAGGUAUAGCUUCACCUCCAGCUCCCGCGUUCUGGGGGGAGGCAACAGCAUUCCAAAAAAUGAGAAUAAGCAUGCAGUCACUUAUAUUGGUCUUUCCUAAGACAUUUGGGAAAGUGGCAGUCCUGGUAAUGAAUUAUUUUCACAGCUAGUGGCUUUUACUGCCGUCUACUGACUUGGGAGUAAGUUCUAUGGAAACAGUAGCUUAUUUCUGUUUACACAAAUAACAGGUUUGUGCUAUUAAACUGCUUACUUGACUUGGUAAGGAGCACUUUACGAAUCCCCCUUCUGGCAAGUUCAGCUGUCUAGUUUGCUGCCUGAAAUAAAACAUGGCCAAGGUUGAGAAGUUUGCUUUUCAUGUGCCUACUCUGGAAGAACUUGCUGGGGUUUUGCAGAAUGGACUUAAAGAAAACUUUGCAGAUGUCCAAGUUUCUGUAGUAGAUUGCCCCGAUCUGACUAAAGAACCCUUCUCAUUUCCUGUUAAAGGCAUUUGCGGCAAACCCAGGAUUGCAGAUGUGGGAGGUGUUCCGUAUCUUCUACCUCUUGUACAAAAAGAUAAGGUUUAUGACCUGAACACAGUAGCAAAGGAAAUACAGCUGCCAGGAGCUUUUUUCCUCGGAGCUGGAGCGGCUUCAUCUAGAGUUGUUGGAGGCAAUGCUGAGUUAAUCCCUGUUGUUAAAGCUAAAAGUGAGGAAAAACCAGCUGUCAAUGGAAGCUACAUCGCCCAAAUUAACCCUAGUGAUGGCGGGUCCUUGCUGGAAAAGUACAGCUCCAAACACAAUGACUGUGAAUUUGGACUGCUUGCCAACCUCUAUGCCAGUGAAGGCCUCCCUGGGCAGGUCAUUGAAGUGAAAGCAAAUAGAAGAACUGGGGAGCAGAAUUUCAUAUCCUGCAUCAGGAAAACCUUAGAAAAGUAUUAUGGUGACAAACCAGUUGGGAUGGGAGGUACUUUUGUUAUCCAGAAGGGGAAAGCGAGGAUACAUAUAAUGCCCUCCGAAUUUUCUGCCUGUCCUUUGAACACGGAUGAGGAGGUGAACAACUGGCUCAAGUUUUUUGAAAUGAGAGCGCCACUGAUUUGCCAGCCAGUGCUCGUUUCCCAAGAUCCAGGUUUUGACCUGCGUGUGGAGCACACCCAUUGUUUUAGCCACCACGGGGAAGGAGGACAUUACCAUACAGACACAACUCCGGAGACGGUAGAAUACCUGGGAUAUUUUGUGCCCGCUGAGUUCCUUUUCCGAAUUGACAGGCCCAAGGAAACGCAUAUGGUUGGUCGGGACUGAAUUGGCAGAAACCACACUGGAGUGGGAAGCCUGUUCUGAGGAAAAGAAAGCCAGGAGAAUGGUGGAAUUUGCCUUUAAUUCAAGCCAGUUGCAGUUGUAUCUAAUCACCACAAAAGAAUAGUAUGUACUUCGCUUGCACAUAAAAAUUGCAGUAUGAUUCCUUGACUAGAAAUACAGCUGAAUUUAAUGUGAGAACAGUGGGUAUCAAGUCACUGCUUUAUGGCCAUGCUGGUGAUGGGAGUUCUAACAGAACACGUUGUAGAAGACUGCCUUACGGUUUAUAGCUGGGGAUGAUGAGUGGACUAAAAAAAAUUCCAUGGGCUCCUUAUCCCAUCGCUGCAAAGAAUGAAAGUCAGUGAAACAGUGUGAAUGCCAGUGAUACUAACCAGUUCCAUCUCAGCCUUUAAACUGAAGGUUGGGGGUGAAAGAAAGGGAGAGCCCCUUGUACUAGCAUGUCCUCUUGAGAGAUUGACAUAAGAAGCAUUAAUUCACUGCCCUGAUCUUUGCUGAAUGCACUAAUUCAAACUUUACAUGUAAAACUGUUCUGCAUUUUGAUACUAUAAAAAUGUUUGAUAGCA